Rubroshorea leprosula is the source of this 1670-nucleotide messenger RNA. NCBI's taxonomy places the organism in Eukaryota, Viridiplantae, Streptophyta, Magnoliopsida, Malvales, Dipterocarpaceae. The record is from the annotation of a GenBank genome assembly.
AGCUCUGAGCUCAAUUCAUCAAACUAUGACAGAUCUUACAACUCCAUUGUUGCCGCGUAACGAAGAAGAAGACCCAGAAACGCCAGGGCUUGAGGAACAACACUCUUCCUCUAGUCAUGAGGUGAUUGAGCUGAAAAGGCCAAGAUUUGGAUGGAUUCUCUUCUUGCAAGUAAUCCUUUUAUCCAUUGCAAGGAUCUUCGAAGGUCAGCAAACCUUCAUCAGUGUCUACACCGACGCCGAGCCGACGUGGCAUUGCACCGAUGAGAGUGCCUGUGAUUCCAUCUCCGACAUCUGCCAGCUCCCUCCAUCUGUAUGGACCUGGGAUGAGCCUUCUUACACCACCAUCAUUUCUGAUUGGGAGAUCCAAUGCGCCAGUUCCUUCCUUACAGGAUUACCGGCAACAUCUUUCUUCAUUGGUAACCUGUUCGGCGGAAUCCUCCUUGCCUCACUCGCCGAUUCGUUGGUCGGACGCAAGAAUCUUCUUCUUAUGUCAUGCUUAAGCAUGUCCGUGGCUUCAGUUUUAACCAUAUUUUCCCCCAAUAUCUGGGUCUACUCUGCUUUGAGAUUCAUAUGUGGGUUUGGCCGUGCAUCGAUCGGAACAUGCACCAUCGUGUUAUCAACGGAAAUGGUUCAAGAUCGUUUGCGAGGCCAGGUGGGUGUAAUUAUCCCGAUCUUUUUUUCAAUUGGGUAUUUGUCCCUACCCGCCAUAGCAUAUAUGAACAGAGCUUCCUCCUGGAGAACUCUGUACCUCUGGACUUCAAUUCCAGCAAUACUCUACUGCCCAAUUCUUCACUUCUUCGUCCCAGAAUCCCCUCGAUGGCUUUCGAUCAGAGAAGCUCCCCAGAAAGGAACAUCACCGGCCGCUGAGAUGUACUCAUCCGUUAAAAUCUUGUUUCAGAGAAAUUGGAUUAUUAAGCGUCUGAUUUUAGUGAUGCUACUCGGUUUCGGCGUCGGAAUUACUUACUACGGUGUGCAAAUGGGUGUGAGCAACUUAGGAUUUAACACCCACCUAACCGUCACAUUCAACGCUAUAUCAGAGAUAAUCUCAUUCAUCACUCUCGCCUCCUUAAUCGGAAAACUGAAGCGGCGAACUUUAGUGCUCUCAUUUUCCGUUGUGGGUGGAGUUUGCUGUAUUUCUUGUGCUCUGGUGAAGUGGAAUUGGGUCGAAAUGGGGCUGGAAAUGUUAUCCUUGUUCUGCGGCUGUAUGGCAUUUGGAUCGGUAGUGGUAUACACAGUGGAAUUGUUCCCAACAUGUGUGAGGAACUUGACUACGUCGAUGAUGAGGCAAGCGGCCAUACUGGCGGCGGUAUCUUGUCCGGUGUUGGUAUCGGCGGGAAGGAAAGAGAAGCUCCUGUCCUACGGAGUAUUUGGUUCGGUGAUGUUGUGUUGUGGGUUGUUUGUUUGUUGCUUGCCGGAGACAAAAAAUUCGUCACUCUGUGAUACGGUGGAUGAACAGGAGCAGAGAGAAAAUUCGAUCAAGUAGCCAAAAUACAAAGGUGUAUUUGUCACUUUAGGUAUUAUAUUUAUGGAUGUCUAUGAUGAUUGUAUUUGUAUCAAUGGUUAUUUUCCCUUUUCGUUUUGAUCAGAUUAAGACCAUUUAUUAAGGGUAGUUUGGUAACAGAAAGGUGCAGUGUAAUAUUCACUAAACCUAAGAAAAUUGGACCCAGAAG